AUGAGAUCCUCCGCUCGCUGGCUGGCCCCCCGUCCCUGCCGGGGCAGGACCCCCAUGGCUGGCGAGUGCCCGUGGACUGCGUGCGAGCCAACGAGCUGUGCGCGGCAGAGCCCAGCUGCAGCUCCCGGUACCGCCAGUGCUUGGCCGGCCGCGACAGGAACACCAUGCUGGCCAACAAGGAAUGCCAGGCGGCCCUGGAAGUGCUGCAGGAGAGCCCCCUCUACGACUGCCGCUGCAAGCGAGGGAUGAAGAAGGAGCUUCAGUGCCUUCAGAUAUACUGGAGUAUACACCUGGGGCUGACCGAAGGAGAAGAAUUUUAUGAAGCUUCCCCCUACGAGCCGGUCACCUCUCGUCUCUCUGAUAUAUUCAGACUCGCUUCAAUUUUCUCAGGAAUGGACCCCGCCACCAACUCCAAAAGCAACCACUGCCUGGACGCGGCCAAAGCCUGCAACCUGAACGACAACUGCAAGCGCCUGCGCUCGGGCUACAUCUCCACCUGCAGCAGGGAGAUCUCGGCCACCGAGCACUGCUCCUACGAGGACAAGGAGAAGCCCAACUGCCUGGAUCUGCGCAACGCGUGCCGGACGGAUCACCUCUGCCGGUCCCGGCUGGCCGAUUUCCACACCAACUGCCAAGCUUCCUUCCAGUCCCUGACCAGCUGCCCUGGGGACAACUACCAGGCAUGCCUGGGCUCCUACGCCGGGCUCAUCGGCUUCGACAUGACGCCCAACUACGUGGACGCCAGCCCCACCAGCAUCACCAUCUCACCCUGGUGUUCCUGCAAAGGCAGCGGCAACUUGGAGGAGGAGUGCGAGAAGUUCCUCCGAGACUUCACGGAAAACCCCUGUCUCCGAAACGCCAUCCAAGCCUUCGGCAACGGCACCGACGUCAACCUCUCCCCCAAGAACCCCUCGCCCCCCAUCACCCUGCCACCGAAGACGGAGAAGAGCCCGGCCUUGCCGGAUGACAUCAAUGACAGCAACACCAUGUACGACACGAGCGUCAUCACCACCUGCACCUCCGUCCAGGAGCACGGAUCAAAGCUAAACAAGUCCAAAGAGCAGAGCCUGUGCUACUCAGAGACGCAGCUGACCACGGACAUCAUGCCAGACCAGAAGACCUUC
Molecule: messenger RNA, 1124 nt
Organism: Tauraco erythrolophus (red-crested turaco)
Lineage: Eukaryota; Metazoa; Chordata; Aves; Musophagiformes; Musophagidae
Source: RefSeq, a predicted model, not a curated record